Molecule: messenger RNA, 3785 nt
Organism: Rhodotorula graminis WP1
Lineage: Eukaryota; Fungi; Basidiomycota; Microbotryomycetes; Sporidiobolales; Sporidiobolaceae
Exons: 5
Biological process (GO): cyclic nucleotide biosynthetic process; intracellular signal transduction
Molecular function (GO): protein binding
Source: RefSeq, a predicted model, not a curated record
UUCAUGGUCCGCAUCUUCCGCGUCGACGGCACCUUCUCGACGCUCCCCGUCCCGCUCGGCGCAAGCGCGUCCGAGAUGACGGCCAUGCUCGCGCGCAAGUUCCAGAUCAACCCCAAGACGAUCUAUGCGCUGUACCUGCGCGAGCGCGGGCUCGAGCGCCGCGUCGGCCCGAACGAGAAGCCCGUCCUCCUCCAGAAGCGCAAGUUCGAGCAGGCGGGCUACACCGACCUCGACAAGCUCGAGGAGCUCGGCCGCGAGGACAACUCGUACCUGUGCAAGCUCACUGACCUGGGCCCUUCCUCCUCGUCCUCUCUCGCCAACUCGCAGGAGGAGGACUUUGCCGGCGAGAGCAUGGAGUUUGUCGACCUAUCGGCCCGAGGCGUCGCGACCAUCCCGAUCUUCCUGUACAAGCACGCGCACGAGAUCCGCAGCCUCAACCUGUCCAAGAACCGGCCGUUCGACCUCCCGACCGACUUUAUCCAGGGCUGCACCGCCCUGCGCGAGCUCGUCCUGAGCAACAUGGGCAUCAAGCGCCUCCCGCAGUCGUUGCGCGAGUGCUCGAGCCUGACUCGGCUCGACAUCUCGAACAACAACAUCGUCGAGCUCGAGCACAUUGCCCUCAACGAGCUCGUCAACCUCGCGUCGCUCAAGUGCCACAACAACCGGCUGGCGACCGUGCCCGACUACUUUCGCGAGUUUCGCGCGCUCAAGUACCUCAACCUGUCCAACAACCGGUUCGACAAGGUGCCGCCCGUCGUGUCCGAGACCGAGCCCCUCGUCGAGCUCGACUUCUCGUUCAACACGGUCACGGUCGUCCCGCCCGAGAUCGGCAAGCUCGAGAACCUCGAGCGCCUCAACCUCCUCGCCAACCUCAUCACGACCCUCCCGCCGACCCUCGGGUCGCUCGUGUCCCUGCGCGAGCUCGACGUCCGCCGCAACGUCAUCUCGGACUUUGCCGCGUUGACGUCGAUCCCGUCGCUCGAGGUGCUGCGCUGCGAGCACAACCAGGCGUCGACCCUGGACGCGUCGUGGGCCAACCUGCGCAUCCUCACGGCCAAGCACAACUCGCUCACGCGGUUCGCCCUCACGGGCACGAGCUCGACCCUCACGUCGCUCAACCUGUCGCACGGCAAGCUGUCGACGCUGUCGCCCGAGAUGUUCAGCCACCUCGGCUCGGUCGAGACGCUCGUCCUCGACAGCAACACGUUGCGCGUCCUGCCCGACGCCAUCGGCGCCCUGUCGAACCUCGUCACCCUGUCGGUCAAGAACAACCUCCUCGCCGCCCUGCCCGACAGCCUCGGCCGGCUGCAGCGCCUCCAGUCGCUCCAGGUGUCGGGCAACGACCUGCAGACGCUCCCGUCGACCCUGUGGCUCUGCGCCCAGCUCGCGUCCCUCAACGCGUCGUCCAACCUCAUCAAGGACUUUCCCGACCCGCCGGCGCAGACGGCGCCGUCGACGCCGGCGCACGCCCUCGACGGGCCGACCGACGACCUCGACCUGCGCAAGCUGUCGGUCGUCACCAAGGCGACGACGUCGACGAGCGGGCGCAUCGCCCCGCCGCUCGCCCUGUCGCUCCAGAAGCUGUACCUCGGCGACAACCAGCUCGGCGACGACAUCUUUGCGCCCGUGUCGCUCAUGACCGAGCUGCGGGUCCUCAACCUGUCGUUCAACGACAUCUACGAGAUCCCGACGUCGAGCCUGUUCAAGUGCCAGAGCCUCGAGGAGCUGUACUUGUCGGGCAACAAGCUCACGAGCCUCCCGCCGGACGACCUCGAGCGCCUCGUGAGCCUCAAGACGAUCUACCUCAACGGCAACAAGCUCCAGACGCUCCCCGCCGAGCUCGGCAAGAUCAAGAAGCUGUACGCGCUCGACGUCGGGUCCAACGUGCUCAAGUACAACAUCGCCAAUUGGCCCUACGACUGGAACUGGAACUGGAACCUCGAGCUGCGGUACCUCAACCUGUCGGGCAACAAGCGCCUCGAGAUCAAGCCGGGCCACCAGAACGACACGUCCAACCUGCCGCGCAACGCCAAGCGCCGCAACCUCGCCGACUUUAGCGCCCUCACGCGGCUGCACGUCCUCGGCCUCAUGGACGUGACGCUCAUGAUCCCGUCGGUCCCGGACGAGAACGAGGACCGGCGCGUGCGCACGUCGCUGAGCGAGAUCAACGACAUGGGCUACGGCAUCGCCGACACGCUCGGGCAGCGGUUCGACACGCUGUCGCUUGUCGACAUCGUCAUCCCGCGGUUCCGGUCCAAGGACGACGAGGCCAUCUUUGGCCUGUUCGACGCCGUCAACAAGGGCCAGAACACGGGCGCCAAGCUCGUCAAGUACCUCCAGGACACGUUCUCGGCCGUCUUCACGCUCGAGCUGUCGCGCCUCAAGAGCGGCGAGGUGACGAGCGACGCCCUGCGCCGCGCCUUCCUCAACAUCAACCGCGACUUUGGCAACCUCCUCCUGCCGUCGCUCGAGUCGCGCCGCAAGGGCUCCGAGAUCAGCAUCUCGGACCGCUCGGCGUCGUCGGUCAAGGCCGGCGCGGCCGGCAUCAUCGUCUACAUCCGCCGCAAGCGCCUGUACGUCGCCAACGCCGGCAACGCGCUCGCCGUCAUCGCCGGGCGAGGCGGCACGGCGCGCCUCAUCGCGCAGCGGCACGAGCCGUUCGAUGCCGGCGAGAUCGCCCGCAUCCGCACGGCCGAGGGCUGGAUCUCGACGCGCGGGUACGUCAACGACGAGGUCGACAUCGCGAGGUCGUUCGGCUUCUUCAACGUGCACCCGGCCAUCAACGCGGCGCCGGCCGUCGACGAGAUCGAGCUCACCGAGACGGACGAGUUCGUCAUCAUCGCCAACCGCGGCCUGUGGGACCACAUGUCGUACCAGGCGGCCGUCGACGUCGCGCGCACCGAGCGAGGCGACCCGAUGGCGGCUGCGGCCAAGCUGCGCGACCUGGCCAUCUCGUACGGCUCGUCGAGCAACGUCAUGGUCAUGGUGCUCGCCGUCGGCGACCUGUUCAAGGCCAAGAAGGGCGGCCUGUACGCCAAGCACCGCGCCGCGCACGCGGCCGGCGAGCGGUACCUGAACCUGCUCGACCGCGAGGUCGCACCGCCGGUCGGCAUGGUCGCGCUCGUCUUUACCGACAUCCGCAACUCGACCGCGCUGUGGGAGUCGAACCCGGGCAUGCAGACGGCGAUCCGCAUGCACAACCAGCUCCUGCGCCGCCAGCUGCGCGCCAUCGGCGGCUACGAGGUCAAGACCGAGGGCGACGCGUUCAUGGUCUCGUUCCCGACCGUCACGUCGGCGCUCCUGUGGUGUCUCACGGUCCAGCUCGAGCUCCUGCGCGAGGACUGGCCGCAGGAGAUCCUCGACUCGGAGGAGGGCCGCGAGAUCCUCGACUCGCGCGGCGAGACCCUGUACCGCGGCCUGUCGGUCCGCAUGGGCAUCCACUGGGGUGCGCCCGUGUGCGAGGCCGACCCGAUCACGCGGCGCAUGGACUACUUUGGCCCCAUCGUCAACCGCGCCGCGAGGAUCAGCGCCGUCGCCGAGGGCGGCCAGAUCUCGGCGAGCCAGGACGUCGUCGAGAUCAUCCAGGACGUCGUCAUGCAGCAGAAGCCCGGGCCCUCGAGCCUCGACUCGGACGACGGCGAGGACGACGACGAGAACGAGGACGAGUACCUCGACCCGCGCGACAAGCAGGACAUUGCCGCCCUCAAGCGCCUCGGGUUCGGCAUCACCGAGCUCGGCGAGCGCAAGCUCAAGGGUCUCGAGUCGGCCGAGCUCAUCUCGCUCCU